GAAUCUCUCAAACUUGUCAUUUGCCACAAUAGGAAAAACCAAAAAGAAGGGAGAGAUUAAAUUCCCAAGAACUCGCGAAGACCAUCUUCUUCUUCCACUCCCCUUCUCCGGGCUUCACCUCCGAUCUCUGACCCAGACCCACCCUUGUGGAAAAGAAGAAGACUCCGCAAUCUCCAGUCUCCCAGAUCCACCCACACUCUCUCUCUCUCAGUCCAAACCCAAAUUCACCAUGGACCUCUACCCAAAUCACAGCACCAACCUCCCCCCACCUCCUCCGCCUCCUCCACCGCCAACAACCCAAACCCCAGACCCACCCGCAACACCAUCUCCCCUCCCUCACCGCCACCGACGACGACCCAAUGCACUCAUGGUGGGAGUCCAUCUCCAAAGCCCGCUCCCGCAUCCACUCCCUCGCCACUCUCCUCGACCCUUCUCUCUCCUCCUCCCUCUCCUCCCUCGCCGACUCCGACCGCCCCGCCCUCUCUCUCCUCUCCUCCCUCGAAGCCUACGCCGCCGUUUCCGCCGUCCUCUCCGCCCCCCUCUCCGGCUCCGGAUCCGACCCGCUCUGCAACUGGCUCUACGACACCUUCCUCUCCUCCGACCCCCAUCUACGACUCGUCGUUUUCUCCUUCCUCCCUCUCCUCGCCGGCCUCUACCUCUCCCGCAUCCACUCUCUCUCCUCUGACUCUCUCACCUCACUUCCCUCCCUCGCCGGCUUUGAGGCCGUGCUCCUCGCUCUCUACGCCGCCGAGACCAAGGCCCGAAACGGCAAGCCCAUUGUCGUUUCGAUCCCGGACCUAUCUCAGCCCUCUCUCUACCACAUUCCUCGAAGCCAGAAGACGACUAAUCCCAACUCCAAUUCCAGUAAUAUCCAAUCCGUUGGGGUUUUGUCGCCGCCGCUUGAGCCCCAGGUUGCCGUCAAGUCAACCAAACGGGCCUGCAUUGUUGGAGUUGCGCUGGAUUCUUAUUACAAGCACAUUUCGCAGAUGCCCACUUGGUCCAAGAUAGAUUUUUGCAGGUUCCUAGCUUCUUGGGCCGGCCCGGAUUGCUCUUGUCAGCGGCAAUUCGAAUCCGGUGAUAACCACAGUGAGCCAGAGAUUGCUGGGUUCUUGGAGGCCGGCAAUGGGAAUGGGAGUGGUAAUGAGAAUGAGAAUGAGAGUGAGAUUGAGAUUGAGGGUGAUGUGGCGGAAGAAAUGGGUCAACUGAGAAUUGAGCAAAAUGGGAUCAGCAAUGGGGUCAGUCAUGUGGAGGACUCAAAGGGGGUGAAGAUUCCAUUGCCGUGGGAGCUUUUGCAGCCGGCGCUGCGAAUAUUGGGGCAUUGUUUGUUGGCGCCGUUGAAUUCUCAGGAGGUUAAGGACGCUGCUUCCAUUGCGGUGAGGAGAUUGUAUGCCAGGGCAUCUCAUGAUUUGGUACCGCAGGCGAUUUUAGCUACUCAGAGUCUCAUUCAGCUUGAUAACAGGGGGCGUGAGGCAGCCAAGGCUGCAGUGGCGGUUGCUGCUAAUUCAUCUUCGAAUGUUAACACGCCGAGCAAAGCUAAGAAACCUGAAAUCCUUUUGGUCUCAAAGUAAUGUGAGUAUUGUUUUGGUUUGUAUGGUAUUUGGAUUUUUACAGAUUGCAAGUAAUGGAUGUUGUAUAGGAUAUAGCAACUUAUCCAAAAGUUGAAAAGCAGUUUCUAUAUUUUUAUGUUGUAUCUGUCAGAUUAGUGUUUGUGCUUUUAGAUGCUAGAAGUGACAAAUAUUCGAUUAAAGGUUUGCUUGUGAUUAUGCAAGUGUUAUGGAUUAUGCACCCAACUUGCUUGAGCAACUUGUUGGUUUUCUUUGAGUUU
This is a messenger RNA of Rosa rugosa (rugosa rose), 1825 nucleotides long. RefSeq lists its product as uncharacterized. Lineage: Eukaryota; Viridiplantae; Streptophyta; Magnoliopsida; Rosales; Rosaceae. Gene Ontology annotation, cellular component: plasma membrane. Gene Ontology annotation, biological process: protein localization to plasma membrane; phosphatidylinositol phosphate biosynthetic process. The record is from RefSeq and is a predicted model, not a curated record. The transcript has a single exon. Bases 360 to 1568 code for a protein of 402 amino acids.